AUGGCCAACGCAAUCGGAUCAGCAUGGCGCUCCUUUUGGCACACCAUGACUUCCUACGACCGUCAUGCCUCUCAUGAUUCACCUUACCGCACCGGUCGGCAUGUUCCCCUCAGUCAAAGUCGCCAUGAACCUCUCACCUCCAUUGCCACCAGCGCAAUCGAGUCUCGACCCGAUCUCUCCAGUCCAUACGACGACGAACCUUCCAAGGGCUCUGCCCAAGUCACUGAAUGGAACGACUCGUCCGCCGAGGGCGCCGCCGGCAAUCGCCCCUAUUCUCCCGGUAUGCGAUCCUUCUCCUCGCAAAAACGGGGCUCCAAUGAGACGGAAGUGCCCUCGGAGAUUCAAAUGCAGAGCUUCCACGACGGCGCGCCCCCUCCACCCCCCGUGGCGCAUUCCUGGCGGAAGAUCGAGCGCUGGUUGGAACACAACUACGAAGAACUGUUGGAUAACCUGGGCGAAGGAUGUACACAAAACGACAUCAAUGAACUGGAACACGAGUUGGACUGCACAUUGCCCCUGGAGUUGCGUGAGUCGCUGAUGAUUCACGAUGGUCAAGAACGCGGUGGUCUGCCGACCGGGGUCAUGUUCGGAUGUAUGCUUCUGGACUGCGAAGAGAUUGUGCAAGAACGAAGGAACUGGAAGAUUGUCAACGAUGAGUUCUUGAGUCAGAACGGUCCUCCUCCCGCGGCUGUGUCAAGCUCCGUUGCCGGCUCCUCGGCCGCCGCCGCUCAGCAACCAGCGGGUGCCUGGCGCAACGAUCUGCUGGACCGUCAAGAUUCACAGCCCCCGAGGGCAUAUGCGCACCACGGCUGGAUCCCUGUCACCCGCGACUGGGGUGGCAAUCACCUCGCCAUCGAUCUGGCUCCCGGCCCGGCUGGUAAAUGGGGCCAAGUGAUCAUCUUUGGCCGUGACUACGACUGCAAGUACGUGGUGGCGCGCUCAUGGGCGGCCUUUUUGGCCAUGUUUGCGGAAGAUCUCUGCAGCGGCAAGACCACCGUUGACGAGGAGACCAACGAAAUGAAGCUGAAGGAGUUCAAGUCGCAGAAUGUCGAGCCUCCUUACUUGGAAAUUCUCCGCUGGCGCGUGGACCAGAAGUAUGGUCGUCGGGCUCCCCGGCGGCGUGGUCCUCACGGGUUGGGUGUCAGUGGCAGUGGCAAGGCCAGCGGCCGUGAGUCGCCCUACGGCAGUCCCACUCGCACUGAGGAACGCGGUCGCUCUCCGCACCGAUUCAACAAGGGAUCUGCGCAAAGCCCCAAGAACACCUUUGGCGUGUCCAGUCCCUUGGCCCGAGUGACCGAAGAGAUUGCCAGUCCGAUUACCUCGACGGGUCCGGUCAUCUCCGAAGACACUCGUGAAUUGACCAAGGAAGCCGAGCCGGCAGAGGAUUUGCUGAUGGAGGUGGCCACACCGCAGAUUUCCAAUAAGGAGAAUGAGGUGUCGGCCAAUGCCAGCGAGCCCAAGCCGGUUGAGGGAGAGAAGAAGGCGAAGAAGGAUAAAGCCGAUGGUGCUGCCGAAUCGGCGGACCCUGUUGAUUCGGAGGUCUUGGGAGAGAUGAAGAACGUGGCCAUUUAA
Molecule: messenger RNA, 1572 nt
Organism: Penicillium diatomitis
Lineage: Eukaryota; Fungi; Ascomycota; Eurotiomycetes; Eurotiales; Aspergillaceae
Product: SMI1/KNR4 family protein
Exons: 3
Coding region: 1-1572 (523 amino acids)
Biological process (GO): regulation of fungal-type cell wall biogenesis; cell wall biogenesis
Cellular component (GO): mating projection tip
Source: RefSeq, a predicted model, not a curated record